AUGGGAUGGAUCUGUCGGGAGCUGAACUGUGGAAGAUUUAAGACUGAGAGAGCUACCAAAGCACGAGUGGAAUCAGCUCCUAACUGGCUGGAUGAUGUAAAAUGUAGGAAACAUGACUCUACUCUGUUUCACUGUCCAUCUUCAUCCUGGAGUCAGAACAAUUGUGAUAGAAGCAGUGAGGUGACUCACAUUACCUGCUCCGGAGAGAAGAAACAGCUUGCAUUUGAAAACCUUCAAAAAUUCUUCUUAUUUCCAAACCAGGGUCAGUGCUCAAAUUACAUGCCUAUUAGGUUGAGAGGAGGAGAGGAAAUCUGUUCUGGGAGGUUGGAGGUGUAUCAUAAUGCUGAGUGGGGGUCUAUAUGUGCUGAUCUGUGGGACAUCAGGGAUGCUCAGGUGAUCUGCAGGCAGCUGGGUUGUGGGCCGGCGCUGAGUGCUAAUAGAAGAGCUGUUGAUGGUUCUGGUGGAGGAACUAUCUGGAUGAACAGAGUGAAGUGUAGAGGGAAUGAGAUUCACCUGUGGGACUGUCCUCAUUCCCUGAAGAUCCACACUGGCUGCUCCCAGAGUGCUGGAGUCACCUGUGCAGACAUAUUUGUCACAUUACCUUUUUCAUCUGAAACAACUACAACUUACACCACAGUACCAGCACAGCUAACAGAGAAAAAGACAGUCCCUCCUUCAAAAAAUCCAUCAUCUAAUUUUCCAUACAUCUAUCCAGUGUCUCUCCUGGUUCUGGGAUCUGUGCUCUUCCUGGCCUUAGUGCUUCUGGUUGUGCUGUUUUAUCAGAACAGAGUGCUCAGGAGAGUGAUUUCUAAGGCGAGGAGGAAGACUCUGCUUGAGGCAGUCUAUGAAGAGAUUAACCAUAAAUGUGUCACUAACAGAUAUACUAAAAGAGGAAGUUUUAUCUCUGAAGAUCAGCAUUCAGGAUAUGAGGACGUAGAUGAGGAGCUUCUCUCAGAAAACUAUGGCGAGGUCUAUGAUGAUAUCAUACCUGCUGAAGAGAGCCCACACAUUACAAAAGACAGUGUGAGGUUGGUGGAUGGUGGGAGCCGCUGUGCUGGGAGAGUGGAAGUUCUUCAUAGAGGACAUUGGGGAACAGUUUGUGAUGAUUACUGGGAUAUGAGAGAUGCUGCAGUGGUGUGUAGAGAGCUGGGCUGUGGGGAAGCCAUAGAUGCACCACGGAGAGCUCGCUUUGGAUCAGGAUCAGGACCGAUCUGGGUGGAAUAUGCUAACUGUGCUGGAUCAGAGUCUUCACUGAAGAACUGUAGGUCGUAUGAUUGGGGUAGACAGAGAUGUAAUCAUGAUGAAGACGCUGGUGCUGUUUGUGCAGACAGUGUGAGGUUGGUGGAUGGUGGCCAUCGCUGUGCUGGGAGAGUGGAGUUUUUUUAUAACAGAACAUGGAGAUCAGUGUGUGGUAAAAACUGGGAUAUAAGAGAUGCUGCAGUGGUGUGUAGAGAGCUGGGCUGUGGGGAGGCUGUAUUUAAAAAUGUUCAGUUUGGACCAAGAUCAGCCUGGAUGGAUGAUGUGAACUGUAGUGGAUCAGAGUCUUCAGUGAAGCACUGUAGAUCAGCUGGAUGGGUGGAACAAAUUUGUAAUCGACUUGCUGGAGUCAUCUGUUCAGGGGUCAGAUUGGUGGGCAGAUCUCGCUGCUCUGGGAGAGUGGAGGUUCUUCAUGGAGAGAGCUGGGUCACAGUGUGUGAUGCUGACUUUGACCAGCAGGGUGCAGAGGUUGUGUGUCGAGAGCUGGGCUGUGGUUCUCCUGUGGAGGUUCUGGGAGCAGCUGCUUUUGGUAGAGCAGAGGGUCAGAUGUGGUCAGAGGAGCUUCAGUGUAGAGGAAACGAAUCUCAUAUGUACCUCUGCCAGACAUCUCCUUCCUUGAAACCCAACUGCUCUCACAACAAGGAUGUGGGACUAAGAUGCUCUGGUCACACUCAGGCUCGGCUGAUGAACGGCUCAGAUUCCUGUUCUGGUCGAGUGGAGCUCCAGUACCUCAGUGAGUGGGGUACAGUGUGUGAUGUAAGCUGGGAUAUGAGAGCUGCCAGUGUCCUCUGUGCUCAGCUGAAGUGUGGGAGUGCUGUGGCUGUGUUGGGGUCAGACUGGUUUGGGGAGGGGAGUGGCCGGAUCUGGGCUGAUGUGUUUGAUUGUCAGGGAAACGAAACACACCUGUUAAAAUGUCCCAUUUCAUCAUGGAGUCGAACUGCAUGCUCUCAUGAACAGUAUGCUGGAGUUAUCUGUAGUGGUUCUUCUCUGGCGUCUCAUGAGGGAGGAGUGCGGUUGUCUGGAGGGAUGGAGUGUGAGGGGGAAGUGGAGGUGUUCUUCAGGCAGGACUGGAGGAGAGUUCUGCUGGACUCCUGGAGUGAGUCUGAGGCCUCUGUGGUCUGCAGACAGCUGGGCUAUGGUUCUGUACUCAACAUCUCCAGCUCCUCUUCAUCCAGUCCUGAACACAGCUACAUGUGUGUGACGGGUUUCAACUGCUCUGGGAGUGAAGCUCAUCUGAGGAACUGCAGCAGCUCACAAGCAGUUAACUGCAGCUCCACAGUACAGCUCUACAUCACCUGCUCUGGUACAUCUAACACAGUCCACAGCUCCAUCAGGCUGGUUGGUUCUGGGGGAGACUGUGCAGGAAGGCUGGAGGUUUUCCACAGUGGAUCAUGGGGGACAGUGAGUGAUGAAUUGUGGGAUAUUGAGGAUGCGCAGGUGGUCUGCAGACAGCUGCAGUGUGGAGUGGCCCUCAGUGCUCCAGUACCGGUACCAGCCCGGUUUGGAUCUGGAACUGGACCCAUUUGGCUUAAUGAGGUGGAGUGUGAGGGGAACGAGGCGUCUCUGUGGAACUGCAGAUAUCAGCUGUGUGGAGAGGAUGAAUGUGGACACAAGGAUGAUGUAGGAGUCGUGUGCUCAGAGUAUAAAGAGAUCAGACUGACUGAGGGCUGUGAGGGGAAUCUGGAGGUGUACUAUAAUGGAACCUGGGGGAAUGUGUGUGUAAAUGGGAUGACUGAUGAAACGGCAAAAUUGAUCUGUCGAGAGCUGAACUGUGGAAGAACUGGCAGUGAGUCUUGGUCUAAAGCAAGAGUGGAAUCAGCUCCUAACUGGCUGGAUAAUGUAAAAUGUAGGAAACAUGACUCCACUCUGUGGCACUGUCCAUCUUCUUCCUGGGGGGAGAACAGGUGUGAUAAUCGCAAUGAGGUUGCUUGCAUUACCUGCUCAGAGAAUGGAAAUACACUAGAUUUGACAAAUUGGCUGUGUGAUUCAUCUCCUCAUGAGAGACCGUGCUCAAAGCACAUUCCUCUGAGGCUGAGGGGAGGAGUAGGAAGCUGUUCUGGAUGGCUGCAGGUGUAUCAUAAUAAAACAUGGGGGUCUGUAUGUGGUGAUCUCUGGGACAUCAGGGAUGCUCAGGUGAUCUGCAGGCAGCUGGGUUGUGGGCCGGCGCUGAGUGCUAAUAGAAGAGCUGCUGAUGGUUCUGGUGGAGGAACUAUCUGGAUGAACAGAGUGAAGUGUAGAGGGAAUGAGAUUCACCUGUGGGACUGUCCUCAUUCCCUGAAGAACCACACUGACUGCUCCCACAGUGCUGGAGUCACUUGUGGAGGCUUCCUGUAUCAUACUUUGCCUUUAAAUAAUAAAAGAGGACAGAUGGGACAUUUUGUCUUGCAAGAUUCUCAACCACAGACAAGAAGAAUCAUACUUCCACAAACUCCUCCACCAGCUGUUCCCUCCAUCUAUCCAGUGUCUCUCCUGGUUCUGGGAUCUGUGCUCUUCCUGGCCGUAGUGCUUCUGGUUGUGCUGUUUUAUCAGAACAGAGUGCUCAGGAGAGUGAUCUCUAAGAGGAGGAAGACUUCAGCUGAGCCUGUCUAUGAGGAGAUUGACACCAGGCUCAUCCCUAAAAGAAUUACUGUCUCAACUGAAAGUAAUGGCGUGUGCGGAGGAUCGUGCUCUCCUGACACUCAGCGAGGAGCUCGUACGUCUGGAUCAGCAGAUCCACCGCCUGCUCGAGAGGCAGUCGGAGCUCCACAGGCAGAGGACGAGGCUGGAGGAAUCCCGCGACGCCGCCUUCGCGGCCGUCUCCAACCCGGUGAUGCCGGCGCGGCGGACCCCGGCGGUCGUUUGCUUCACCCCCGCUCCGGGAGGGGCCUGGGAGCGGCAGCGCGGCCGAGGAAAGCGGGUUUCCCCCCUACCUUCUCAGCCGGAUUUUGCCUCCGCAAACCGGUUUGAGGUCCUCAGCUCGUCGCCGUCGCCUCCUUCACCUCCCACAGCCCCGAGGAAAACAGAUAAGGGCAGUACCCUCAUUGUCGGAGAUUCCA
Messenger RNA from Astyanax mexicanus (Mexican tetra), 4292 nucleotides. RefSeq names its product scavenger receptor cysteine-rich type 1 protein M130-like. Lineage: Eukaryota; Metazoa; Chordata; Actinopteri; Characiformes; Acestrorhamphidae. Bases 1 to 4203 code for a protein of 1400 amino acids. Gene Ontology annotation, cellular component: membrane. The transcript has 21 exons. The record is from RefSeq and is a predicted model, not a curated record.